Molecule: messenger RNA, 1922 nt
Organism: Branchiostoma belcheri (Belcher's lancelet)
Lineage: Eukaryota; Metazoa; Chordata; Leptocardii; Amphioxiformes; Branchiostomatidae
Product: ankyrin repeat and SOCS box protein 12-like
Exons: 8
Coding region: 96-1112 (338 amino acids)
Biological process (GO): protein ubiquitination; intracellular signal transduction; positive regulation of protein catabolic process
Molecular function (GO): protein binding
Source: RefSeq, a predicted model, not a curated record
UUAUUUUAAGAACUGGCGCGGUACGCAGCAGUGGAAAAACUCGCUGAAUAUUUUGCUGUUUUUCUCUCGGUUUCCAGCCGCUAGAUGAGUGGACUAUGUUCGCGUUUGGUCGGCCGGUCGCUGACGUGUCUGAAAACGCCAGGAUACCCUUAAACAUGCUACCUCCAGGGCAGGAGAGCACGGCCUGUUGGAGGUCAAACGUAGAUGAGGCCCUGGACACUGAAUUACACCAUGUAGCGGAGAGAGGGGACGCAGCAGAGGUCAAGAACCUCCUGUCUACAGAAGAAGGCCAGGCCAGUAUUAACAGGAGGAAUGACUACGGCUGCAUGCCUCUUCAUCUUGCAGCUGCUCAAGGUCAUCAGGAGGUCAUCAGACUUCUGGUCAGGAACAAGGCAAAACUCAACUUCCCUGAUGUCAAGGCCCAGACCCCUGUCCUGUUAGCUGUGAAAGGCAGACACGUUGGGUGUGUGAGGAUUCUCCUGGAGGCUGGAGCAAACCCUAACGGCUGGCAGAACUCUCUCUGUACACCCCUCUAUCAGGCUGCCCUUGAUGGUUCGUUGGAGAUCGUGCGAGACUUGGUGACUCACGGAGCCGACGUUGACUUGUCCCACAUCAGAGUCGGGCUGUUUGUGUGCACGCCUCUGUACGGAGCCAUUAUCCACAAGAGACUGGACUGUUUCAAGUUUCUUCUCUGUUCAGGUGCCGACCCAAACUACAACAAAAACAGGGUGCAGAAAAUGUUUCCUGGUCGCGCAGUGCAGUCUUUCUUUCAUGCAGUUGUGAAGCACAAGUGCCCCCCUGAGUAUGCUCACCUGUUGAUGGAGUUUGGAGCUGAUCUGCACCAGAGAGAUGAGAUGGACAAGACAGCCGCCGACCUUCACUUCAAAUCUGACACCGUCGACUAUAUAAGGGAGAUGGCUGCGACUCCUUUGACCUUGAAGACCACGUGUCGUCUCUUCAUCAGGGGCAAUCUUGGGAAGGAGAAGGUCUCUCGGCUACCAGAGCUGCCCCUUCCCACAAAACUGGUCGACUACCUCAUGUACAAACCUGAGUGUGGGGAGGUUUUAGGUACAACUGCAGGAGGAGACCUAGUUUCUGAUGUACAAACCUGAGUGUGGGGAGGUUUUAGAUACAACUGCAGGAGGAGACCUACUUUCCGAUAUACAAACCUGAAUGUGGGGAGGUUUAAGAUACAACUGCAGGAGGAGACCUAGUUUCUGAUGUACAAACCUGAGUGUGGGGAGGUUUUAGAUACAACUGCAGGAGGAGACCUACUUUCCGAUAUACAAACCUGAAUGUGGGGAGGUUUAAGAUACAACUGCAGGAGGAGACCUAGUUUCUGAUGUACAAACCUGCAGAGUGUGGGGAGGGUUUAAAUACAACUACAGGAGGAGACCUAGUUUCUGAUAUACAAACCUGAGUGUGAGGAGGUUUUAGAUACAACUGUAGGAGGAGACCUAGUUUCUGAUAUACAAACCUGAGUGUGGAGAGGUUUUAGAUACAACUGCAGGAGGAGACCUAGUUUCUGAUAUACAAACCUGAGUGUGGGGAGGUUUUAGAUACAACUGCAGGAGGAGACCUAUAGUUUCUGAUAUACAAACCUGAGUGUGGGGAGGUUUUAGGUACAACUGCAGGAGGAGACCUAGUUGCUAAGUCAACACCUUAACUGUUAAAGAAACAGUACAUAAUUCUUCUAGCGACUCCCUUGUCCUUAUAAUGUCUAAUAUAAUCGAAAACAUGCAAUUUGUAUUGUCCUUGAUAAAGUAACUAAUUGUAUAUAUAGUGAAUAGUUUCAGAUAAGUUUUAUUUUGCAUGCUAGCUGGCUGCUGCCUACCCCUGCGUCAGGGAACCCCACAUUAGUAUCAAAGCCUGGAAAGUAAGUGUGAGUGAGCUUGAACACUUUCUGGUACCAAAUUUAAAAA